AACACACUUUAGGAAUCACUACUAGAACACUUGGCGCAGCGUUGUCUGGCUGACUUAACACUACUUAGAUUCAAACUUGACAUUUUCAUGAUGGGGGAGGACACUGACAACAUUUUGUACGAGCAGGUUGUAAGCGUCUGGGUGCGGGACCCGCGGAUACAAAAGAAUGACUUUUGGCACGCCUACAUAGACUAUGAAAUUUGUUUGCAUACUGACAGUGUGUGUUUCAACAAAAAAAUCUCAAGAGUGAGGAGGAGGUACAGUGAGUUUGUAUGGCUCAGGCAAAAACUGCAAGCAAAUUCACAGCUAAUGGUCCAGCUGCCAGAGCUGCCCCCGAAGAAUCCGUUCUUCAGUCUGAACAACGCCCAACAGAUCACUGAGCGCAUGAAAGGGCUCCAGAACUUUUUGACACAGAUCCUCCAGAGUCCUCUGCUGCUGUCCGACAGUUGCUUGCACCUUUUCCUGCAAUCGGAGCUCAGAGUGUCCAGGAUUGAGGCCUGUGCUGCUGGACUGACCCACUUCUCUGUGACCCAGGCAGUUCAGCGCUGUGGACUGAGAAGGUUCCACUCUGAGGAGGAUGUGCAGAAAGACCUCAGCUUGUGUUGUGACUCAGACUCAGACAGCUCCGAGUGUAGAGAUCCAGAGCCACAGAUUAAAGACUUGGCGAUGAACAAAGCAGCGAGCACAACUUUACUUUACUCCAGACGGGAGGAAACCCUCAGCUCCUCUUCUGGUUCUCCAUGAAAACAGCAUCUUCAUUCCGUUUAACCUGUGAAGAAGAAAGUCACCUGUUAGCCCGUCACACUGCACUUAUAGCCACGUACUUUACUCUUGAUGUUCUAAUCUUGAUGGUUUGAAUAAUGUACAGUAAAUAUUAAGAACAAUGUAGCUUUCAAAUUUAGAGUGUGUUCUGUCUGCACAGUUAAAAAAAAGAGGUAGCAGCAAUAUGCCUGUAGAUGGCAGUGUUGUUACAUGCAUAUGUUUGUGUCUGCUGUAACUGUCUGUGUUUACUUCAUAAACAAAUUGAACAGAA
Solea senegalensis (Senegalese sole) is the source of this 1033-nucleotide messenger RNA. RefSeq names its product sorting nexin 10b (gene snx10b). Gene Ontology annotation, biological process: intracellular protein transport. Bases 88 to 744 code for a protein of 218 amino acids. Lineage: Eukaryota; Metazoa; Chordata; Actinopteri; Pleuronectiformes; Soleidae. The record is from RefSeq and is a predicted model, not a curated record. The transcript has 6 exons. Gene Ontology annotation, molecular function: phosphatidylinositol binding.